CAUCCAAUAACCAACCUCACAUCACUACAAAACAAACCCAAUUUUCAUUCGGCACCUAAUUAUAGCACCAAUUAGCCUCUAUAACCUGCCAAAUUUCCCUUUUAUAGCAUCUCCUAAUCUUUAGAUACCAUUUUUCUUCUUGUUUUGUCUUUCUUUCUAUCCUUCACUUCAUGCUUUCGUGUGUAACCCCAUUUCUUCCAUUUUCUUGAUAUUUAACAACAAAAAGAUUUCAUUUUUUCCCUACCCAAAUAAGUUUACUGUGUUUUUUCUUGGGUAAAGCUCAAUUCCAUGGCUACUUCUUCAGCUUAUUUUUGUUGUCCUGCAACUUCUACUACUGGAAAGAAACAUGUUUUCCCAAAUGGGUCAGCUGGAUUCUUGGUUUUUGGUGGUCCUCGAUUGUCAAACCGGUUAGUGACUCGAAAAUCAGUUAUUCGUGCUGAUUUGGAUUCCAUGGUCUCUGAUAUGGGUACUAAUGCUCCAAAAGGGCUAUUUCCACCUGAACCUGAACAUUAUCGAGGCCCAAAGCUGAAAGUAGCUAUUAUUGGAGCUGGGCUUGCAGGCAUGUCGACUGCUGUGGAGCUCUUGGAUCAAGGACAUGAGGUGGAUAUAUAUGAAUCGAGGACCUUUAUUGGUGGGAAAGUGGGUUCUUUUGUUGAUAGACGUGGGAACCACAUUGAAAUGGGACUGCACGUGUUCUUUGGUUGCUAUAAUAAUCUGUUCCGUCUGUUGAAAAAGGUGGGUGCUGAAAAAAACCUGCUAGUGAAGGACCACACUCACACAUUUGUAAAUAAAGGGGGUGAAAUAGGGGAGCUUGAUUUCCGCUUUCCAGUUGGAGCACCCUUACAUGGAAUUAAUGCUUUUUUGACUACUAAUCAGCUAAAGACUUAUGAUAAAGCUAGAAAUGCUGUAGCUCUUGCCCUUAGUCCAGUGGUGCGGGCUUUAGUUGAUCCAGAUGGCGCGUUGCAGCAGAUACGUGAUCUAGAUAGUGUAAGCUUUUCUGAGUGGUUUAUGUCUAAAGGUGGGACGCGUGCUAGCAUCCAGAGGAUGUGGGACCCUGUUGCAUAUGCUCUUGGAUUCAUUGACUGUGACAAUAUCAGUGCUCGGUGUAUGCUCACUAUAUUUGCAUUAUUUGCAACUAAAACGGAGGCUUCCCUAUUACGCAUGCUAAAAGGUUCUCCUGAUGUUUAUUUGAGUGGUCCAAUUAAGAAGUACAUCAUAGACAAGGGGGGCAGAUUCCAUCUGAGGUGGGGUUGCAGAGAGGUACUUUAUGAGACAUCCUCUGAUGGAAGUAUGUAUGUUAGCGGGCUUGCCAUGUCAAAGGCCACUCAGAAGAAAACUAUAAAAGCUGAUGCCUAUGUCGCUGCAUGUGAUGUCCCUGGAAUUAAAAGAUUAGUACCUCAGAAGUGGAGGGAAUUGGAAUUCUUUGACAAUAUUUACAAAUUGGUCGGAGUGCCUGUUGUUACAGUACAACUACGAUACAAUGGCUGGGUUACAGAGUUGCAGGACUUGGAGCGUUCGAGGCAAUUGAAGCGCGCUACAGGUUUGGACAAUCUCCUGUAUACACCGGAUGCAGAUUUCUCUUGCUUUGCAGACCUUGCAUUAGCAUCUCCGGAAGAUUAUUAUAUUGAGGGACAAGGCUCAUUGCUUCAAUGUGUCCUUACGCCUGGUGACCCUUACAUGCCUCUACCAAAUGAUGAAAUUAUAAAAAGAGUGUCAAAGCAGGUUUUGUCUCUAUUUCCUUCUUCCCAAGGUCUUGAGGUUACCUGGUCAUCAGUAGUGAAAAUUGGGCAAUCCUUGUAUCGUGAAGGACCUGGUAAAGACCCAUUCAGACCUGAUCAGAAGACGCCAGUGGAAAAUUUCUUUCUUGCUGGCUCAUAUACAAAACAGGACUACAUCGAUAGCAUGGAAGGGGCAACUCUUUCAGGUAGGCAAGCUUCUGCAUACAUAUGUAAUGCCGGAGAGCAGCUGGUGGCGUUGCGGAAAAAUAUUGCAUCAGCCGAAUCAAAUGAGAUCUCUAAAGGUGUGUCGCUAUCUGAUGAGUUGAGUCUUGUCUAAUGACUGCAAAUCAUCCAAUGAGCACCGAAGAACUACCCCCACUUUGUUAAUCCAAGAUGCAGAUACAAAUAUAACUCAGGCAUUGCACAAGGAAGAGGUCUUGUAGUUUUUGAGUCCACAAGAUGGAAAUAAAAAAGGUCUAAAUAUGUUGUAUCUAAUAUUAGUAAAUCCUCAUAGUGAUGUAUCUAUUCUGCCACCUUUCAGGUUAGUGAAAUGGAUCCUAUUGCUUCAUCAAUCAAUGAGAAGAACUUUGUUACACCUGAAA
Molecule: messenger RNA, 2320 nt
Organism: Lycium barbarum (goji berry)
Lineage: Eukaryota; Viridiplantae; Streptophyta; Magnoliopsida; Solanales; Solanaceae
Product: zeta-carotene desaturase, chloroplastic/chromoplastic
Exons: 14
Coding region: 289-2055 (588 amino acids)
Biological process (GO): carotenoid biosynthetic process
Molecular function (GO): 9,9'-di-cis-zeta-carotene desaturase activity
Source: RefSeq, a predicted model, not a curated record